This is a messenger RNA of Manduca sexta (tobacco hornworm), 308 nucleotides long. RefSeq names its product synaptotagmin-15-like. The record is from RefSeq and is a predicted model, not a curated record. NCBI's taxonomy places the organism in Eukaryota, Metazoa, Arthropoda, Insecta, Lepidoptera, Sphingidae. Gene Ontology annotation, molecular function: clathrin binding; calcium ion binding; phosphatidylserine binding. The annotation marks the transcript as partial. The transcript has 3 exons. Gene Ontology annotation, biological process: calcium-ion regulated exocytosis; cellular response to calcium ion; regulation of dopamine secretion.
CAAACACGGCAGACCUUGGCGUUUUGGACCCGGCGCUGUAUAAAACUGACUGUCUUGAUGAAGAUCUUAUGUGGCCUGAAGGACACGUGGGCCGAGUGUGGUUCACGUUGAAGUACGAGGCUGGAACCGAAAGGCUACAAGUGCAUAUAAUAAAGGCGAAACAUCUGCCCUCUCGCACUCCAGCGCUUGCCAACGCUUGCGAUCCCUACAUCAAAAUACAACUGAUGCCUGACGAACGAAGAGUGCUACAGACGAAACAAAAGAAGAAAACCUGCAAUCCAUUCUUUGACGAAACAUUUGUUUAUCAG